AUGCCUCAAAAAUUUCGUUGUGGUCGGUUAAUAUUACAUAAAAAUGGAGGAGUGAGAAAACUCCAUCUUUCACAUGGUGGUGGUACUCGUGAUUGUAAAUUGAGUCAUAUUGAUAUGGGUUUUGAUCAAAUUCAUGAUCAACUUCGAGAUAUUUUCUCAUUAAAUGAAACUAAUCGUGUUUCAACAUUAUAUGAUUUUCAACGUAAAAAAUUAGAUACUCAACGAUAUCAAGAUUUUUAUGAUUAUAUAAAUAAAAAUGGUUUAAAAUUUAAUGCUACUUUAUUAUAUCUAUGUACACCAGCAGUAAAUGAACGUACUGCUCAUUCAACAUCAUCUGAACAAACAAGAACAAAUACAAGAACAACAACACAAUCAAUACAAAAUCAACCUCAAGUACAAAAAAAAAUUUCUCUUGUUGAAGCUGAUUCUUCUACAUCAACGGUUAUGAUUAAAAUUGAUGAUAAUGAUGAUUUACAACACAAUCAUAUAUCAACAAAUGAAAAUGUAGGUCUCAAUCCUAUAGCUGAAACUCUUCGAACAUUCUCAUUAUCAUCAUUUUCAAAUUAUUCAUUUGAAAAAUCAUUAAAUGGAUUGGUUGAUUAUUUACGUCAUUUAGUUACUCAAUAUAAUCAUGAAAAUAUAUUUCUUAAAUUAUUUGAAUUAUUAUGUGAAUUACGAGUUCUUUCAUCGAUUAAUUUAGAUCGAUUAAAACAGCAAAUUGAAUUAAUAGAUGAAAAACAAGAAAAAAUUGAUAAUGAAAUAUUAGAUAAAAUUGAAAAAUCAUCUCGAUCAGUUAAAGUAUUAAUAGAAUUAAAUAAAAUUAAAAUUUCUCAUAUUGAUCAACAUUCAAUAAUUAUUGAUUCAUUCAAUCAAUUUUAUCAAAAUUUUAAUACCUUACAUGAUCAAUGGACUAAUAAUAAAAACAAUAAUAGACAAAGUGCACCUGUUUUAACAUGUCACUUAACUGGUCGAACUCCGUCAAUAAAUCAUUCAGUUGAUCGAACACCAUCAACAACUUAUUCGACUGAUCGAACCCAACCAUCAAAUCGUUCAAUUAAUCGAACACCAUCAAAAAAUCAUCCAAUCGAUCAAACAUCAUCAACAACUUAUUCAACUGAUCGAACUCAACUAUCAAAUCGUUCAACUGAUCGAACAUCAUCAAAGAAUCACCCAAUCGAUCGAACAUCAUCAACAACUUAUUCAACUGAUCGAACCCAACUAUCAAAUCGUUCAACUGAUCGAACACCAUCAAAGAACCAUCCAAUCGAUCGAACAUCAUCAACAACUUAUUCAACUGAUCGAACCCAACUAUCAAAUCGUUCAACUGAUCGAGCACCAUCAAAGAACCAUCCAAUCGAUCGAACAUCAUCAACAACUUAUUCAACUGAUCGAACACCACCAAAAAAGCGUUCAAUUGAUCGACCAUCAUCAAGAAGCUUCUCGUCUUCAUCACCUCGAUCUCAUUCUCGAAAACAAUCACGAGUAUUAUCACCAUCACCUCAUCGAUCAUCAUCAUCGUCAUAUCGAAAAUCAACAGAAGAAGAUAAAGAUAAUCAUUUUUCAUUAUUUAAAAAUAUUUUAAAAUCACUUGAUUAUUUAUCUGAUGUCUUAGAUCAUUUACGUUUUACAUCAUUUUAUUAUUUGGUUAAAUCAAUUAUUGGUGAAAUAAAAUCUUGUCGAUCAACUAUCAAUUUAUCUGAUUAUCGAUCAUUACGUGAUGGUGAACAAACAAUAAUCUCAAUAGAACGUCGUCUUACGAAAAGAAUGAAUGAUGAAUAUCAUCAUGCAUCACCACAUGGAAUAGAUCGUCAACUUGACAAUUCAUUUAAUGCAAUAUUAGAUUCAAUUCGACAAUUAUUAAUUUCUCUUCGUCUUUAUCAAUCACAAAUAAAGAAUAAUAAACGACCAAGAACAACACGUUGGUCAUCACCUAAUAUUUCAUCAUCUAUUGAACAUAAUCAUAUUGAAAGUAAACCAAUAAUUGAUUUAAAUCAACAAGAUAUAAAAAUUGAUGAUGAUCAAAGUUCUGAAGCAUCACAUUCAUCAUUAGGUGAUGAAAUUUUAAUGGAAGUAGCAAAGAAUGCAUACGAACAUAGGCCAGAUCGUUAUAAAUAA
Rotaria sordida is the source of this 2115-nucleotide messenger RNA. NCBI's taxonomy places the organism in Eukaryota, Metazoa, Rotifera, Eurotatoria, Philodinida, Philodinidae. The record is from the annotation of a GenBank genome assembly.